UGUGUGUGUGUGUGUGUGUGUGUGUGUGUGUGUGUAUGUGUGUGUGUCGUCUGCUGCCACUUGCACUGCACUCUCCACAACAGGAUUCUCUCUGCAUCUCUCUCAUGGCAGGUUGGUCUGCUGAUGCCUUCAGGUUCAUAUGGACGGACCAUGAGCACAAACUGCAGGCAACUAAACUUCUAAAGUCCUGCUGUAACUCCAUAUCUAUGUUCACCUCCAAACAGCCUGCACCCAUCAGAGUGAAUGGAGCCAGACCCGGAACACAGGAGGAAAGUGAUCUCCUGGAAUAGUUCACCUUCCUCGCUCUAGAUGCUACUAAGCCCUCUAUGGAUUCAGCAGCUACCUGUUAGCUUGCUGACAAAUGUUUGCUGAAAUAGUUCACUUGAAAGAAUAUUGAAGACAAAAAGCCACCUGGGCGGAGGACUGUGAGCACCCUGUGUCUGUGGUCAGGGCUGCAGUCAUGGGGAAAGAACAGGACCUGCUGGUGGCCGUGAAGACUGGAGAUCUUCUGCUGGCACACAAACUUCUCUCCAAAGUCAAGUGCAGCAAAACCAAGUUGCUGGGCUCCACCAAAAGACUCAACAUUAACUACCAAGACUCAGACGGCUUCUCGGCGCUACACCAUGCAGCUCUGACAGGCCCCACAGAGCUGCUGUCUCUGCUGCUGGAGGCCCAGGCCACGGUGGAUAUCAAGGACAUCAACGGCAUGCGUCCCCUGCACUACGCCGCGUGGCAGGGGAAAGCUGACUCUGUCCUGUUGUUGCUGAGAGCCGGAGCUUCAAUCAACUCCCCCUCCCAUGAUGGACAGAUGCCGUUACACCUCUCUGCUCAGUAUGGACACUAUGAAGUGUCUGAGAUGCUGCUGCAGCACCAGUCCAACCCCUGCCUGCUGAACAAGGCCAAGAAGUCUCCGCUGGAUCUGGCCUGCGAGUUUGGGAGACUGAAGGUGGCUCAGUUGCUGUUGAGCAGUAACAUGGUUGCAGCGCUGUUAGAAGGGGGGGCAGGGCAGGAGAGUCUGGACUCUCCCAACACCACCCCCCUCCACCUAGCAGCCAGGAAUGGACACAAAGACAUCAUCAGGUUGCUGCUCAGAGCAGGGAUUGACAUCAACAGAGCCACCAAAGCCGGGACGUCUCUGCACGAAUCCGCACUCUACGGCAAGACAGAGGUAGUACGGCUGCUGCUGGAUGCUGGCAUCAAUGUGAACAUGCGCAACACAUACAACCAGACAGCUUUGGAUAUUGUCAACCAGUUCACCACCUCUUCUGCCAGCAGCGAGAUCAAACAGCUGCUCAGAGAGGCAUCGAGCUCUCUGCAGGUCCGAGCCGUGAAGGACUACUGGGACCUCCACGACCCCACAGCUCUGAACCUGCGUGCUGGAGAUCUGAUUAUGGUGGUGGAGCAGCACUCAGACGGACGCUGGAAAGGUCACGUCCACGACACCCAGCAGGGUGCAAACCGGGUUGGCUUCUUCCCCCCCUCAGUGGUGGAAGUGCUCAGCAGACGAGCAGGUGUUACUCUCUCCCGCCUAGCCUCAACGCCCGGCCAGCGACAACACUCUGCAUCCAAAGCACCCCCCUCCAACCAUGGCCCCGGUCAUCAAACUGAUGACUCGUACUCCCUUGGAUAUGAUCCUUCAGGGGACAGGAUCAGUGUUGGCAGUGUGGGCAGCAGCCGCAGCGCUGGCAGCGGUCAGAGCUCAGAGAGCGGUCACAAACAGAACGGGGUUCAAACCAGGAACAAUGGCAACAGUGGAAAGCUGACCCCCUCUGCUGGUGAGUCAGGAGAGCACCCCCACCCCGCAGCAGUGCAACACAUCAAGCAGGCAGACAGAUCUUCAGGAAGCUCCAGACGGCAGGUCAACGGCGGGACUCCUCAGAGAGGCUUUGUGAGGCCAGCAGAGCUUCUGGAGGGCAAGGACUCUGAGGCCAUCUACCAGUGGCUGUGUGAGUUCCAGUUGGAGCAGUACACAUCCAACUUCAUCAUCGCAGGGUAUGACGUCCCCACCAUCUGCAGGAUGACCCCUGAGGACCUGACAGCCAUCGGAGUGACCAAACCAGGCCAUAGGAAGAAGAUCUCCCUGGAAAUCAGCCAGCUGAGCAUCCCGGAGUGGCUGCCUGACUACACUCCUUCGGAGCUGGGGGAGUGGCUGAGUGUGAUCGGACUGCCUCAGUACCAGAGGAGGCUCUGUGACAACGGCUAUGACUCCAUCUCUAUCGUCAAAGACAUCACGUGGGAGGACCUGCAGGAGAUAGGCAUCCUCAAACUGGGCCACCAGAAGAAGCUGAUGUUAGCGGUGAAGAGACUCUGUGACCUGCAGCGCUCUCGUAACCUUGCUGACAGAGCUGGAGGCGGAACCCUCGGGCGGAAAACCCCCGCAGCCCUGGAGCUGGUGGCCAUUGAACACACACCAAUACACACUGUGCACACUCACGCUCCUUCUGAUGACUGCUGCCCCUCCCCUUGUUCCCCCAGGACCCUGCUGUCCUUCCAGGACAGCGAGCUGAGCGCUCAGCUGCAGAGCGCCAUAAUGGGCAGGGUGGUGGGGGGGUCUGCGGAUGCAUUCAGCUUCAGGGCCGGGGGCUCUGCAGCAGCCAUGUGCGUCAGUCAGGAGAGCAUCAGCACGCGGUCCCGGGGGUCCGGGAACUCUGGGAACCCAAACUCAGGAUGCUUUCAAGACCCCCGAAAUGCAGGUAUCUCCAGCAGCUCAGAGGAGUGUUUGGGGAGCGUUGGGGUGCAGGAGAAGCGUGUGAGGAGCAGUCCUGGAGUCAGUAGCAGACACAGACCCCCCGCGCAGACGGCCUUCAGUUACCUCCCUGUCCAGGCAGGUGGGGUCAGUGGGGCCCCCUGGGUGCUCUCCAAGUCUCUGCCUGGAGCUGUCCCUCUGCUGUCCCCACGGAGCGCCUGGGACCUGGCUCACGAAGGCCAGAGGGGCCCCCACAAGAAGCGCGCCCAGAGCCUGACCCGCUAUGCUCUGCCUGAUGGAGAGCCGGGCGAAGAAGACAACUCGGCCCCCCGCCACUCCUCGCCCCCCCCUGCAACCAUGCCCUCCUACGCCACACUGUCCCGCAGGCCGGGGCGCGGGCACACAAGUGCCACAGGGGCCCAGCGCCACAUCAACCGCAGCCACUCAUUCGCUGUGCGCUCCAGACGCAAAGGCCCGCCCCCAGCCCCCCCUAUGAGGAUGAGCUCCAUCAGCGGGGGCCCGGCAUGCCGUACCGAUGAUGGGGAAUCAGCGGAGUCAGAAAUUAAGGACGGGUGGGGGACUGCAAGCGUGAAGAGCAUUGCAGCUCGACUGGACGAGGGGUGCAGCAGUCCGUCCAGGAGGAUAGACAUGCCCCCCCCUCAGACCCCUCUGUCACCUAUCUUCCUCCCUGUGUCCUCCCCCAUUCCUCACUUCCUGCUCCAGCACAAAGCGGCCCCCGCUCUUGGCCUGGGGGGCCUGAGGAAGACCGACGUAGUACCUGACAGACAGAGAGGGGAUGGCCCAAAGGAGACGCCUGGAGAGAGAGCCAGGAAGAGUGAGACAGUGUCUCAGAGCGCUGCAUCUCCAAUCCACGGGGGGGGGGGCCUCCCAUUUGCUGAAGAAGGAAACCUCCCUAUCAAGCAGCAGACCCGGGGAGCUGUGGCCCCCCCCGCUAAAGCUAUAGUCAAAACUCUGACCCCCCACUGCCUGGAGCACCCAGAGUUCAACCUGAAAGAGUCCGACACGGUGAAGAGACGGCAGCGACCCAGAGACAAAGACUCGCUGACCCCCGAGCAGACGUCCCCCCCUAACAGAGCCUACAGUGAUGUCAGUGCGCUGAGCGUGGAUCCACCCCAGGGGCCGGGGUGGGUGUUCCAGAGAGUGGGCUCCAUUGGGAAAGGCCCCAAACCUCCAGUUUCCUCUAAACCUUCCAGUCACCUCAAGCCCCCCCCAAACAGCAGACCAGCACCCCUCCCGAAAACAUUAUCCUCAGGACGAGCUGGUAUACCCACAGCCAUUCCUAAACUCACAAGCGUUCAGGUCCACACCGUCUCCCCGAGGCUACACACACACACAUCUGCACACUGCCCCAAACCUGGGAGUCCAAAAACAGCUGCAGCGAGGACCCUGCUGCCCGCGACGGGCCCCCCUGUGGGCCCCCCCGCACCUGCAGGACUGAACUUCACCAGGGCCCAGAGCGCUGCGUCGAUCCCCCCGUCAGCCCCAACGGGGGGGGCAGGGUCCGGCCUGGCAGGUCCGGAGGUUAUGGCUCAGCAGAGGCUGGAGCAGACCAGCACGUCCCUGGAGGAAGCUCUCAAGGUGGUGGAGGACAAACUGGCGCAAGGGGGCGAUAUGGAAAGCGGCUCAGUGAAGGCAGCAGGAAAUAUUCUGGACGACAUCAGCAACAUGUUCGAUGACCUGGCUGACCAACUGGACGCCAUGUUGGAGUGACCCCCAUUUCAGAGGAUAUCCUGCACAACUCCUCCUCAUUACUGCGGAAGUACUUCCCCCAAGGACUCAGCCGGGACAAUGCAACACUGAGGAUCAGCAGGUUGUCACUGAAGGGGGUCCAUUGAGCUCACCUGUAAAUGUUUCACUGUCAGAUAUGGAUACUUCUAUUUCCUUGCUUUAAUCGUUCUCAUAUAUAGCUUAACUGUGCUGUGAAUAUGUUUUGCUUUAUAACGUAAGGGAAAUAUAGUUUUAUUGUAUUUAUAGCAGCGUAUUCCUGACAUGAUUUGACAGGUGUUCAAAUGGUGUGUAUCAUCGGGUGUGUGUGUGUAGACAGUUUUGCUCUCACACAAUGGAGAUGCUUUUAUUUCAGAGGCAGUGACGUAAGUGACUGAACUACUGUUCAGUUAUUCUGGAUUAGUAUCCAGAAUAAUUCAAGACUUCUAUGUUCAAAUAUAAUCAAAUAACAAAUUGAUAUAGUUUAGUAAAUGUAAUAUUUAAAUAUCAUUUUAACUCUGCACUAUAAAAUGAAAGUCUAAAGCAAUAGCAAUUUAGUUUUCUGCUUUGAUAUUCAUGUUUUUUAUUAAAAGACGUGUAAACAGAGCGUCCCCUGACACCGGGGAGCAGCUUUAUGCCUCUAUGAAGUUCUUGUAGUACAAACACUACCAGCCAUUCCUUGACAAACCACAAAGCAGACUUGGCGUUCCAUUUAUCCCUGCCCAUCAAUAUAAUGAGCAGCAGAACAACAAUCACACUGAGGCUGUUCACUUCUCUCAGUCAAAUAAAAGGUUUAUUCAUGUAUGUACAAUCAUUUAUCAAGAGCCACAUGAAAAAUAAGAUGUGACUUCCUCGAAUCAUACAGGAUUUCCAACGCAGUGCCUCACACGUCAUGUUGGCAGUAAGGAGUUAUCAUACGAGGGAGAUGGAUAUAUUCUUUCAUUCUAGUUGCUGAUUGCAUUCAUCAAAAUCUGACAUUUAAAAUGUAAUAAUCUUUCACAUAUGCCCCAAUAAUCCUUUUGUAGUCCUUUUCAAGUGCAAACUACAUUAUUUUUGUCUUCAAAACAUUCUUCUUAAAGUAUUAUCAUUCAUUCCUGUGUGUGACUUCAACCGUUAUUAAAAAGAAAGUGGAAACACUAAAUUAAAACAAAUAAAAUCAUCAAAUAAUACUGUUUUCAUGAGUUUCAAAGUCCACAGGAAUCUGGUGUCUCAACAUUGAAAACAAAAUCCAGAUGGCAGACAGGAGUGGAGGGAGGGAGGGAGCGGGGGAGUAUAGGGGGGUUGGAGG
Eleginops maclovinus (Patagonian blennie) is the source of this 5699-nucleotide messenger RNA. Its product is annotated as caskin-2-like. Gene Ontology annotation, molecular function: protein binding. Lineage: Eukaryota; Metazoa; Chordata; Actinopteri; Perciformes; Eleginopidae. Bases 461 to 4417 code for a protein of 1318 amino acids. The record is from RefSeq and is a predicted model, not a curated record. The transcript is spliced from 21 exons.